AUGGAGGUGUCAAAAAUAGCAGACAUGACCAAGCUCCACCAGGCUGUGGCUGCGGGGGACUGCAAUUCAGUGAAGAAGAUUUUGAAGAAAGGUCUCUGUGACCCAAACUACAAAGACGCAGACUGGAACGACAGAACCCCACUUCACUGGGCUGCGAUCAAAGGACAAAUGGAGGUGAUCCAUCUCCUGAUACAAUAUGGAGCCAGACCCUGCUUGGUAACGGAUGUGGGCUGGACGGCAGCUCACUUUGCAGCCGAGUCAGGCCACCUGAAUGUACUCAAAGCUCUGCAUGCACUUCCCGCUGCCAUUGAUGCUGCUGACUUCUUUGGAGACACACCCAAGAGGAUUGCGCAGAUCUACGGUCAGAAAGACUGCGUGGACUUCCUGGAGAUGGCAGAACCAGAAUGCAGGGACCACCGCCAGAGAGGGCUGUUGCUUGAUGAGCGGGAUCCAGAUUGGGACCUCAAGAAAAGGGAGCUAGAGCUGUCCCUUCCAGCUCCAGACCAAAAUAGCAACAAAAAGAAGAAGAGAAUCCGAGGUUCCACCAGGCUUAACCAUGCCAACCCUUGGAGGAUAUGAGAAGGCGAAGCCCUGGAGCUCAGACUGGAGCCAGACUCAGCCAGCUUCACAGGAGUUGACUCAGCCACUCUUCCCCAGGCUUCUACAGAAAACCCCAGCCAGUCAUUCAGUUUGAAAGUCUUGCCAGAGUGUUCUCUAUAGGAGCCGCUGUCUCCUUGAGAAAACCCGAUGCCCAGAGGCGAGACCAGGAGGGGACACUUAGCAGGCAGAUAACUGCUUGCAUUUUGCUUCCGUGGUUUGCAGUGUCAACAUGCCCCGCCUGUCAACCCACCAACACACAUAGGCACAGACGUUCAAGAUCAAAGUAAGAGCUCUCCUGGUUAAGUUGAUUUGUGAGAGCCCACAGUCCCAGCCCCGAGGACUUUACCCAUGAUCACAUCCAGAGAGGAGUGAUGGUCUGGUAACGCUGCCACCCAAUGAGGGGCAACCAAAGGCAGGCCUGGCUGAAAGGAAAUCUGCUCCACGUAUCGACAAGCAUCGGCAGAAAAUGGUGAACUGUGUGCGGGCUUGGGGCUCUAGUUUUUCAAUGAUAGAUUUUACAAAAGUUGGAUGAGAUGUUCCAAGAAAACUGUAGCAUCUAAAUUGAGACAUUAAAAAUAUAUAUUGAAGCUUUGAAGACUGCACGGGUAAAUGUUAAAUGCCUUACUUGCUACUUUUAAUAUUGAUUUGCUGAAAUGUGACAGAUGUUUUAGAGCUCAGUAUAAUAUACUCUUAAAAUCAAUUUUAGUACUUU
Molecule: messenger RNA, 1312 nt
Organism: Mus pahari (shrew mouse)
Lineage: Eukaryota; Metazoa; Chordata; Mammalia; Rodentia; Muridae
Gene: Ankrd66
Product: ankyrin repeat domain 66
Exons: 3
Coding region: 1-579 (192 amino acids)
Molecular function (GO): protein binding
Source: RefSeq, a predicted model, not a curated record